UUGCACAUUGAGCUGAGGGAUAGACUAACAAAUAGAAGGCCUAUUGUGUUCUUUUAACUUAGUCCUGAGGAAAUAUAGCAAGGAUGGAUGUUUCUCCUGAAAUAAAACUCAAUCAGCACUUAACAUUGAGUUACAAAAGCUGUGCUCAUCACAGCUCAUCACCAAGUGACUUCACCUGUGACUCGGAUAAAAAACAAGCCACACAUCUCAGCCACCUCCCAAAGGAGAUCCCUCUGAAACAGCUAGUCUCUGGUAGCCCACAUCUGUUAGACCGAAGCCUUUCAGACGUCAAAGAGACUGAGAAGGACUACCCAAGUCAGAACACAUUAAUUACUGUCUAUGCUGUGUCUAUCACCUUUGUCAUUGGAGUGACCAUUUCUCUGAUCCUGCAUAUUUACUUAUUGGAGAGUUUGGUGUUUGUAAAAGGCAUGUUAGUGUCAGAUGAUGACCACUGCACUGCCCUCGGCCAGCGAGUCCUUCAUGAUCGUGGGUCCAGUGUGGACGCAGCCGUCGUUGCUGCUCUGUGUUUGGGUGUGGUGCAUCCACAUGCGUCAGGUGUUGGCGGAGGUGGGGUGAUGAUGGUUCAUGACAUCCACAAGAAUAAAACCAGGGUGAUAAACUUUCAGGGAACUGCACCUAAAAACCUUAAAGAGGAGAUGCUACAAAAUGUUUCCGAACUGAAGGCAGGUUUGUAUGUGGGAGUGCCAGGUAUGCUCAGAGGGUUACACCAUGCCCACAGUCUGUAUGGAAGUCUUUCUUGGGAGGAUCUGGUCAGUCGAGCUGCUGCUGUUGCCAAAGAAGGUUUCAAUGUAUCUUUCAGUCUUGCUGAGGCUGUAUCAAAGGUAAAAGAUGAGCAGCUAUCGCAACGCUUCAGGGACACAUUCUUCCCAGAUGGCCAAGCUCUGCGUCCUGGUUCAUUUCUGAGGAUGCCCAGUCUGGCUGGAGUCUUAGAGGCCGGGCUGUCAAACUUCUAUGAUGGGAUCUUCACACAAGAGAUGGAGGAUGAGUUGCGAGCUAAUGGAGGUGUCCUGACCAGAGGCGACAUCAGUAACUACAGUGUACAAGUUGAACAGCCAGUGGAAGGCUUGUCUAAUGAGUUUAUCAUUCAAGUUCCUCCUCCCCCAUCUGCUGGUGCAGCUUUGUUAUCAGCGCUCAAUCUUUUGCAGGGCAUCCAUCUCAAUGAGAAUAACAACAACACAGAAAAUCAAACACACCAAUGGAUUGCUGAGGCUCUGAAACCAGCUUUGGUUUUGGCCAGUGGUUUGGGGGACCCUAAAUAUAACUCUUUGGUGACGGAGCUGCUCUCUGACAUGCUGAGUAAGAGUAAAGCUGAAGUGUUUUGCCAGAGGACCAAUUCCUCCACUGUUCACCCCCUGCAGACAGAGGUGACCGCUGGACAAGUAGUUGUAAUGGGACCAGAUGACCUCAUCGUAUCAACAGCAAGUUCCUUAAACAGGCCAUUCGGGAGCAGGAUCAUAACACGGUCAGGUGUCAUUCUCAACAGUCUCAUUCUUGACUUCUCCUGGCCGAACAAAACCAGAGGGCAACCCUUAACCAACCAGAGAGUUCAACAGUUCAACAGAGUCCAGUCGGGAAACCGGCCCCUAUCAACUCUCAUGCCCACAAUAUUGGUGCCAGUGUGGCAUAAAUGUGGGAUCCAUGUGGCACUAAGCAGUCCAGGUGGACAGCAAAGUUUGAAUGAGAUCACCCAGGUGAUCAGUGCACUGUCCUUCCAUAAAGAGAAAAAUGACAGCUUCUUUUGGAGAAGACUCCAUCCCUGAUUUCAACCACACAUACUUACUGUUGAUUAAGUGUGUCAUCAGCUGAAUUUCCAAAAAAACAUGUGCCGUUUCUGCAUGAGAAGGACCUUAAAGUUCAAAGAGUAAAGAUGAACUCUGCUGUCCAGGGAAUCCUGAAGAACAAAAAUGCCAUUACAGCCAUAGCACCACCUCAGUCAUCUGAUCUUAUAGUUUUAUUGACCACAUAAACUUUGUGUUUUUUUCACAAACAACUUCAAAAGGCUUAUGAAAUUGAAUGAAAGAUGGAUGAGCUGUUGUUACAUUCUAUGAUCUAAGUUUAUGGCUGUUGUUCUCCAGUGUUGUUACUGUGAUCACCAGCCAGCAGGGGGCAUUCCUCCCACAAUCACUUUGUAUUAAAGAAGCCAAAACUGCCUUUUCAUAUGAACUGUCUCACCUCAUCAUACUUGAGCUCUAAUCUGAUAUUUGUUGGUGGAAUUUUAAAUAAAGGAUGACAGAUAAAGGCCACCAUGCAUAUGCAUGCUGAAGAAAAUGAGGAGUGUUAUGUAAAGCUGAUGUGCAGUCAAGAUACUGUCAGAGAAUACCAGCUGCAUCACACGCUAGGACAUGUCACAUGUCUGCAUGCAGACAAACAUGUCACUCAAAAACAUUGCACUUAGGUUACCUAAAUACUAAAUAUGUGACGCUUCCUUUGUAGCUGCUUGUAA
Messenger RNA from Larimichthys crocea (large yellow croaker), 2464 nucleotides. Its product is annotated as glutathione hydrolase 7-like. The coding region runs from base 84 to 1781 and encodes 565 amino acids. Lineage: Eukaryota; Metazoa; Chordata; Actinopteri; Sciaenidae. Gene Ontology annotation, biological process: glutathione catabolic process. Gene Ontology annotation, cellular component: plasma membrane. Gene Ontology annotation, molecular function: glutathione gamma-glutamate hydrolase. The record is from RefSeq and is a predicted model, not a curated record. The transcript has 15 exons.